UUCUGUAUUUCAUCAGGUUUGAGUGCAGUAAUAAUGAGACACAACAAAUAUCUGCAGUGAGAUUUCUGCUGAGGAUCUGUGUUACAGCUGUAAAUAAUGACAUCAAUACAGGAACAAAUUUCAUUACUCAGCUGUCAUCUGUGUGCAGUUACAAAACCUUCCCUUAUCAUGAGAAAUAUUAUGAAGAUGAUGAUUACAUUAAAAUGGACCAGAGUGAUUUCCUGCUGGAUCUUUACUCACAUGUGAAGGACUAUGAGAGUCAAACAGGCAGGAGUUUACUUCCAGCAUUGCAGUCAGUUUAUCAGUCACCUGAUGUCUGGUUCAUAAAUCUCUCAGAGAGAAAGACCUCCAUCCUCCUGGAAGUGCUGAAGCUUCAAACAGAGAAGAAACCAGUAAAGCUGAGAGACUGCACAGAUGAAGAGAGUCAAGUGAUGAGUUUACUUCACUGUCUGCCAUACAUCUCACAACUGAGGUUUGACUACAGUUAUAAUGAGACACAACAAAUAUCUACAGUGAGGUUUCUGCUGAGGAUCUGUGAUACAGCUGUAAAUAAUGACAUCAAUACAAGAACAAAUUUCAUUACUCAGCUGUCAUCUGUGUGGAGUUACAAAUCCUUCCCUUAUAAUGCGAGGAAUUAUGACUAUGGUGAUUACAUUAAAAUGAAGCAGAGUGAUUUUCUGCUGGAUCUUUGCUCACAUGUGAAGGACUAUGAGAGUCAAACAGGCAGGAGUUUACUUCCAGCAUUACAGUCAGUUUAUCAGUCAGCAGCACCUGAUGUCUGGAUCAUAAAUCUCUCAAAGAGAAAGACCUCCAUCCUCCUGGAAGUGCUGAAGCUUCAAACAGAGAAGAAACCAGUAAAGCUGAUAGACUGCACAGAUGAAGAGAGUCAAGUGAUGAGUUUACUUCACUGUCUGCCAUACAUCUCACAACUGAGGUUUGAGUACAGUUAUGAUGAGACACAACGAAUGUCUACAGUGAAGUUUCUGCUGAGGAUCUGUGUUACAGCUGUAAAUAAUGACAUCAAUACAGGAACAAAUUUCAUUACUCAGCUGUCAUCUGUGUGCAGUUACAAAACCUUCCCUUAUCAUGAGAAAUAUUAUCAGUCUGAAAUAGGACAGAGUGAUUUUCUGCUGGAUCUUUGCUCACAUGUGAAGGACUAUGAGAGUCAAACAGGCAGGAGUUUACUUCCAGCAUUACAGUCAGUUUAUAUACAGUCAGCACCUGAUGUCUGGAUCAUAAAUCUCUCAGAGAGAAAGACCUCCAUCCUCCUGGAAGUGCUGAAGCUCCAAACAGAGAAGAAACCAGUAGAGCUGAUAGACUGCACAGAUGAAGAGAGUCAAGUGAUGAGUUUACUUCACUGUCUGCCAUACAUCUCACAACUGAGAAUAAAUGUUUUUCCCACACACGUUGCAGCCACAUUUAUGCUAAAUCUCUUCAUUAAAGCAGCAGAAACUGAGAGACAUACAGGUACAGGAGAUCAGAUGCUGAAACUGUUGACAUCAGUCUGCACAUACAGAUCUUUUCCUUAUGAAAAUAUUGACAGCUCUUACCAGAGUGAUUUUCUGCUGGAUCUUUACUCACAUGUGAAGGACUAUGAGAGUCAAACAGGCAUGAGUUUACUUCCAGCAUUACAGUCAGUUUAUCAGUCACGUGAUGUCUGGAUCAUAAAUCUCUCAGAGAGAAAGACCUCCAUCCUCCUGGAAGUGCUGAAGCUUCAAACAGAGAAGAAACCAGUAGAGCUGAGAUACUGCACAGAUGAAGAGAGUCAAGUGAUGAGUUUACUUCACUGUCUGCCAUACAUCUCACAACUGAGAUUGAAUCAUUAUUAUAUCAGUGAUGCUGUAGCAUUUGUGUCAAAACUCUUCAUUAAAGCAGCAAAGACUGAAAGAGACACAGGAGAUCAGAUGCUGAAACUGUUGACAUCAGUCUGCACAUACAGAUCUUUUCCUUAUGAACGGAUUAAUGAUGAUGCUCAGAGUGAUUUUCUGCUGGAUCUUUACUCACAUGUGAAGGACUAUGAGAGUCAAACAGGCAGGAGUUUACUUCCAGCAUUACAGUCAGUUUAA
Misgurnus anguillicaudatus (oriental weatherfish) is the source of this 2066-nucleotide messenger RNA. The record is from RefSeq and is a predicted model, not a curated record. Lineage: Eukaryota; Metazoa; Chordata; Actinopteri; Cypriniformes; Cobitidae.